Lagopus muta (rock ptarmigan) is the source of this 5238-nucleotide messenger RNA. It is a transcript of the gene PHKA2, whose product is annotated as phosphorylase kinase regulatory subunit alpha 2. The record is from RefSeq and is a predicted model, not a curated record. Gene Ontology annotation, cellular component: phosphorylase kinase complex. The transcript has 32 exons. Gene Ontology annotation, molecular function: calmodulin binding. Gene Ontology annotation, biological process: glycogen metabolic process. Lineage: Eukaryota; Metazoa; Chordata; Aves; Galliformes; Phasianidae. The coding region runs from base 148 to 3813 and encodes 1221 amino acids.
CGGCGUAGGGCCCCGCCCGGCCGCCGGCAGGGGGAAGGGCCGCGGGCUGGGAGGGCUGGCGCGCCGCCCGCCGCGCACGCAGAGAAACGGCCGCCGCCAUCUCCGGCUGCCGGCCCGCCCAUCGCGGCCGGGCGGUGAGACGAGGCGAUGAGGAGCCGCAGUAAUUCGGGAGUGCGCCUGGACGGCUACGCCCGCCUGGUGCAGCGGACCAUCCUCUGCCACCAGAACCCAGUUACAGGGCUGCUUUCAGCUGGUACGGACCAUAAGGAUGCGUGGGUACGGGACAAUGUCUAUAGCAUCCUUGCAGUGUGGGGGCUUGGCAUGGCCUACAGAAAGAACGCAGACCGGGAUGAGGACAAGGCCAAAGCCUAUGAGCUUGAGCAGAACGUUGUGAAGCUGAUGCGAGGUCUCUUACAGUGCAUGAUGAGACAGGUAGAUAAGGUGGAGAAGUUCAAACGCACACAGAGUACCAAGGACUGCCUGCACGCCAAGUACAACUCUGCUACUUGUGCCACAGUGGUUGGAGAUGAUCAGUGGGGACAUCUGCAAGUUGAUGCCACUUCUCUUUACUUGCUCUUCUUGGCACAGAUGACUGCAUCAGGGUUACGUAUCAUUUUCACCCUUGAUGAAGUUACCUUUAUUCAGAAUCUUGUUUUUUACAUAGAAGCUGCCUACAAAGUUGCUGAUUAUGGAAUUUGGGAACGUGGUGAUAAGACAAACCAAGGCAUCCCAGAACUGAACGCAAGCUCCGUAGGGAUGGCCAAAGCUGCUUUGGAAGCAAUUGACGAAUUAGAUCUUUUUGGAGCUCAUGGAGGGCAUAAAUCAGUGAUUCAUGUUCUUCCCGAUGAAGUAGAACAUUGUCAGUCUAUACUAUACUCCAUGUUGCCAAGGGCAUCCACGUCAAAGGAAAUAGAUGCUGGCCUUCUCUCCAUAAUUUCAUACCCAGCUUUUGCAGUGGAGGAUAUAAACCUUGUUAAUAUAACCAAGAGUGAAAUCAUAUCCAAAUUGCAGGGCCGCUAUGGCUGCUGUCGCUUUCUCCGAGAUGGCUACAAGACACCCAGAGAGGAUCCAAGCAGAUUGCACUAUGAUCCUGCUGAGCUCAAGCUGUUUGAGAAUAUUGAAUGUGAGUGGCCGGUGUUCUGGACGUACUUCUUAAUUGAUGGAGUAUUUAAUGAGGACAAAAUUCAGGUAGAAGAGUACAGAGAGGCUUUGGAAGGAAUACUCAUCAGAGAAAAGAAUGGAAUAGUUCUAAUGCCUGAACUGUAUGCAGUCCCUUCAGAAAAGGUUGAUGAGGAGUAUGAAAAUCCUCACUCAGUGGAUCGUAUCCCAGUGGGAAAGCUGCCUCAUCUUUGGGGUCAGUCUUUGUACAUCCUUAGCUGCUUAUUAGCAGAGGGAUUUCUGGCUGCGGGUGAAAUUGAUCCCUUAAACAGAAGAUUUUCCACUGGAUUUAAACCUGAUGUUGUGGUACAAGUAACUGUUCUGGCAGAAACUAAUCAAAUUAAGAAUCUUUUGCAAGACCAUGGAAUCAAUGUUCAGAGCAUUGCUGAUAUCCAUCCACUCAGAGUGCAGCCAGCUCGCAUCCUAAGUAAUCUCUACACCAUGCUAGGUCGGAAUGAGAACAUGAAAUUAAGUGGACGGCCACACCGACACAUUGGAGUGCUGGGUACCUCCAAGCUAUACGUGAUAAGAAACCAAAUAUUUGCUUUUACCCCUCAGUUUACUGACCAGCAUCACUUCUAUCUGGCUCUAGACAAUCAGAUGAUUGUGGAGAUGCUCAAGAUAGAACUGGCUUACCUCACUUCUUGUUGGAGGAUGACAGGGAGACCAACUGUGACGUUUCCCAUCACCCACACGAUGCUUGUUGACGAUGGUACUGACAUUCAUCCAGCAGUUCUUGCCACCAUACGAAAAUUAGAGGAUGGUUAUUUCGGUGGUGCAAGGGUGAAGAUAGGCAAGCUGUCAGAAUUUCUUACCACAUCUUUUCAUACGCAUCUGAGCUUCCUGGAUCCAGACUGUGAUAUAAAACUAUUUGAUGACUCUCAUGGAGGCUGUUGUAGCCCUGACAGUGAAUAUGGAGGCUAUCCAGCAGAUUUCUGUGAAAAAGAAAGCCAGGAUGAGCUGGAUCAGUAUAUAAAUGAUAUCCUGCAGAGUACAGCACUGAAGUCAUAUCUGCCUCCAACUUCAAAGACUGCUCAUCAGCCACUUGUGUUCAGUGCAAACCAUUCCACACAAGAGAUACUGUCAAUAAUGGCCAAGGCAAAGGGUUUGGAGAUUCCAGCUGUUUCCAUGUCUCUUCCAACUAAAGUUCUGAACACGCACCGGAAGUCCUUGAAUCUUGUUGAUAUUCCCCUUUCCCUUGAGAAAAAGGACCAUGAAAAGGUUUUGAACUUAGCUAAAGAUGCUCAUGGUGAUUUGGAUUGCAGGAAGCUUGUUGAGCAGCUGAAGGAAUGUCCAACGCUCCAUGAUCAAGCAGAUAUCUUAUAUAUCUUGCAUAUACUAAAAGGCCCUGAUUGGGAUACGCAGCUGAAUGGACAAUGUGGAGUCACUGUUCAUUGUCUGCUCAAUGAGCUCUACAGAAAGGCAGGCCUCAAUCAAGAGUGGGGCUUAAUCCGUUAUAUUUCUGGUAUACUUAAAAAGAGACUGGAAGUCCUGGCAGAGGCAUGCACAGACCUCCUGUCACACCACAAGCAGCUUACAGUGGGGCUGCCACCAGAACCCCGCGAGAAAAUCAUUACCACCCCUCUGCCACCUGAGGAGCUCACAGAUCUUAUUUAUGAAGCCAGUGGCCAAGACAUCAGUAUUGCUGUCCUGACACAGGAAAUAAUUAUGUACCUGGCAAUGUAUGUCCGAUCGCAGCCUAGUCUUUUCAUGGAGAUGCUCAGGCUCCGCAUUGGUCUGAUAAUUCAGGUGAUGGCCACUGAGCUGGCUCGGAGUCUGAAAUGCUCAGGUGAAGAAGCUUCAGAGAGUUUGAUGAAUCUAAGCCCUUUUGAUAUGAAAAAUCUCCUACACCAUAUUCUCAGUGGAAAAGAGUUUGGUGUGGAAAGAAGCUUGCGACCUAUGGAUUCUUCUUCAUCCAGCCCUGCAAUUUCUAUUCAUGAAAUGGGGCCUUCUGGAGCAACGAAAACAGAAAGAAGUGGUAUUACUAAAUUGAAGAGUGAGAUGAAGCAGUUCUUUCAUGAGGGCCACUCCAUGUCCAGCAGCAUGUUCGCUUCCAGGAGGAGCAGUACUCCACCAUCUCCUUCCAGUACUUCUCCCACCAGUUCCAGCGGAGACAUUAGUUGGGGUGACCGCAAAGGGCAGUGGCUGCGCAGAAGAAGGCUUGAUGGUGCCAUUAACAGAGUUCCUGUUGGCUUUUAUGAGAAAGUAUGGAAGAUUCUUCAGAAGUGCCAUGGUCUGUCCAUUGAUGGGUAUGUCCUUCCUUCUUCAACCACCAGAGAGAUGACCCCAUGUGAAAUCAAGUUUGCUGUACAUGUGGAGUCUGUGCUGAACCACGUCCCCCAGCCUGAGUAUCGGCAGCUCCUAGUGGAAGCCAUUCUCGUCCUCACAUUCCUGUCUGACAUCGAGGUGAACAGCAUUGGGGGGAUCAUCCAUGUAGACCAAAUAGUGCACAUGGCCAACGACCUCUUCCUGCAGGAACUGAAAUCAUACGGAGCUACAGGUGGUAUCUUGGAGAAGGAUGUGGCCACAGGAAUUUGUCACUUCUUUUAUGACAGUGCCCCAAGUGGGGCCUACGGGACCAUGACGUACCUGACGAAAGCCAUAAUUAUUUAUUUGCAGGAUUUCCUGCCUAGCACAGGCUGUGUGAUGCAGUAAGCAAUGUCUCACUAGGGAAAAGAGGCUAGGAAGCUUCUCCCUGUUUUGCUGCCUGUUUGCUGUGUGUCAGCAGAUAUACCAGUCACAGUGUUAUGUUACCUGCACACCUGCCUGAGGGGGACAGGUGGGUGGAAUGUGACCUCAUUUUAAGGGAGGGUGUGAGAAAGAGCAAAUAACGAGGCUUAUUCUGCCUAAACUGCGUAAAUGUAAUUCGUAUUAAAUUAGCAAGAAUUAGUUCUGCCAAGGGGGAAACAGAUUACUCUGUGGAGAUCAAAAGGCAUAAUAAAACGAGGGAGCUGAAUCUCAGGCACAGAAUUUCCCAAAUAAGGGAAAUAAUGGAACUCAUUAGUUUUUCUCCUGCCAAUCUGUAAAUCUACAUUGCUGUGAAUCACUAAUGUGCAGUGUGAAACAUUCAGGGGGAAUGUAAAUGAAAGGAAUUGGGAGAACUGGAAACAACCAGGUGGUAUUUUUAAUACAAGUUCACCCUGAUUCUCAUCUCGUUUGCACCUCGUUAGUGCAGGGCUAGCGCCAGUAGAGACAAAUGUCUUACAAUAGCCACUAAUUGGAGAUGAUAGCAGCUCUCAGGGAGAUGCCUUUCGCUUUAAUCUGAACAAAGCUGCUUCCUUCCCUCCGCAGGCACAGUCUCAAGACUCCAACUGCUCCGAGGUGACAGGGAAUUUUAUGCUGUAUUCUUUUUCUCUGAACAGAGAAAGAUAGAUCUCAGCCACUUAAGCACCCUUCCAUCUCUCCUGAUCGUUUCCCUUGCAAAUAGCCUCAGUGCUGAGAAUGGCGUAAUAGCCGCCCUUCCAGUGCAGGGAGAGUUUAUAGAAAGCUUUGAUUUUUCCUCUCUGUCUUUGUUUCCCCCCCCUUUUUUUUCUAUUAUUAUUAUUUUUUUCUUUGAAGGCACACUUGUCACUCAUGGCUAGGGAUGGGCUCUCUGGAAGUCUCCCUCCAGCCAUCUCCCAGUUUUGUGCCUGUUAUCACCAUGAGUAGGUCUGCUGCAAGCAGCUGUGUGGCUGCUUUGAGCUGCUGCGACUCCUGCUGGGAAAUGGCUCCACAGUCACUUAACGUGGCAGCAGAGAGAGGUUGGAUGAAAAGAGGGCAGCAAAGCCUCUGUCUCAGCUGCCAGUUACUGGCACGGUGGUGUCGGGGAAGAUGAGCUUCAGGUGGCAGAGCCACACCAGAGGUGCUGCUGCCACAUCUGUGCUCUUGCUUGGGAGAGAGAAGGCAGGUGGGGGUGGGAAGCCUGAGGAGGUGAUGCAGAAGUAACAGGAGAACUUGGCAGUCUGCGGACCCUGAAGCUUCUCUGAGGAUGCGCUGGAAGAGUCAAGCAAGGUCUGUGCUAGAUGUAGAUAGGUUAGGAUAAAGAGGUGGCUUAGACUGAAACAAGUGUUUGGAACCUACAAAACAUUAAAUUCUCUCCCC